GUGAAUACAGCACGAAGAAGAGAUAAACAUGAAUCAGCCAGAGAAGUAGCAUGGGAAUAUGUCAUGUGGUGAACGCACGUUCAAUUUUUACCUACAGAACCGAGGUCACUUCAAACUAUAUGUAUCACAGUUUCAACAUCAACGCAACAACAGCAAUCAGCACCGCUUUAGUUCAAGAGUUUAACAAUUGAAUCCAUGAUUGGCUCAACACAGCCAGGGUUCGGAUGCUAGGUUUUUGUCCCAAUCCCUGUUUCCAAUGUCUCGUCCAACACAGACUAGAAACGCAGCUCUACGGGAAUCCAUGGAUCAACUGUGCCAAAAUGGAAUACUGAGUGUAUUAUUGUGCAUGAUUAUAUAUGGUUCUGUGGCGAGAGUUUCGGUGGACUCAUCCGCCUUCAAUAUCGGGAUAAUUUGGACAAAUGGUUGCGAUGCUAAUUUCACCGAAAAAGUCAAUUCAUCCGUUGCGGAUGUUUUUGUCGGUGUCCAAAAGGAUAUCCUUGGGAAUGGAAUAGAUUUGACCUUCACGCCCUAUUUGUUUUGUACGGAGCAAAAUGCUUUGACUCAUAUAGGUGAUGCAUUUAACGCAACUAUCCCACAUGCUCUAAUAGGCAUAUCCUCGUAUAGUCUCCACAAGUCUUUCUUUACUUUUUCUGAAGUGUAUAAAAAAACCUACAUAGCAUCAGAUUUUUUUAUUCCAACACGGUUCAGUAGCUACGCGUUUUCGAUGGUGAAUGAUUUCCGCCAGACAUCCCUUGUGAUGGUGGAUAUUCUGGAUUAUUUCCAGUGGGAAACUGUGGCCAUAGUGGUGUCCGAGAUGGAGUAUUGGCAGGAUCUGGCAACGGAAAUGUUUAUACAACUAAAUAUCAAUAACUUUGAUGCAAAAAAGAAGUUUUCCUUAUCAUCUGACUCAAAUAUGGAAUCUGUUGUGGACAUGAUCACCGACAGUGACAAGGUUGUGGUUUUGUGCUUAGACUUACAAGAUCAAGAGCACUUCCUGACGACAGCAGCCCGGAUGAAACGUAGCACCAAACAUGCCUUUUUCACAUUUACCUCCUCUUCUUUCAAUAUCCAGUUGGGUAGUUUUCUUGCCUACACAGUGAAUGAGAUAAGAAAUGCAAGUUUUUAUUAUGAAGACAUAAACAUUUUAGAAAAUGUUCUUGUAGUGUCAGCAGAACUACCUUCAAAUUCUUCCACAACGCUAAAACAUAAUAAAACGGAUUUUGCAGACCCAGCAGAAAAUAGUUUCCAAUCUGUAACUAGCGCCCUGCUUCUCCUUGGUCAUAUGAUCAAACAAUAUCUUGAUUCCAAAGACAAGAUUUACACAGAUCUUUUCCAAAUUGCGUCUCGUGUGAAAAAUGUGACCUUUGAGGCAAAUGGACGUCAAGUGAUUGUUGACCAGGAUGGUCGAACACUUUACAACUAUCUAAUGUACGAUCUAAAUAUUGAUGAUGGCAAAUUUUCACCCAAACUCUCCAUGAUUGCCACUAGUGCAUUGACGUGGUCUCUUAGGUACAAUGAUACCUUAAACUGGCCAGGUGGUAUUAUUUUGCCUGACCAGUGCUUUAAGAAGGAUAUAUCUUGCCGACUUCAACAAACUGGUCCAGAGACCCUGUAUGUUAUCGUCAUUUUUUCCGCUGGUCUAGGAGUAAUCAUCCUUGUCAUUAUCAUUGUUAUGGUAUUCAGGCGCUACUGGGCCAGGAAGGAGUUAACGAAAGGUCCUCACAAGCUCCUUCUGAACUCAACUGAUCUGACAUUCCUUUUGAAGAAAGACAAAGGCAAAGGAUCCCGAAUGAUGAAGAGCACCAUGUUUGACAAACCUGAUUUAGUAAAAGCAUCUGAGCCCAAUAGGUCAACAGUCAGUAUUAACGAACUGAGUGAUUACACAGAGACUGCUAGAUACAACGGGGAUCUGGUGCAUGUAAAGGACUUGCGUAUAAAAGGUUUUGAAGUCAAGAACAAGAUUAUGACCCACGUCAGAAGUCUGCGGGAUAUGCGACAUGAGAACUUGAAUCCUUGUGUAGGAUUGUUGGUGGAUCCAGUCAAGUCUUCCCUCGUGAUGGAAUACUGCAGCAGAGGCAGCUUAGAGGAUGUUAUCCACAACGAAGAUAUAAAGCUGGACUGGGAUUUCAAGUUGUCGCUGCUUUCUGAUUUAGUCCGAGGAUUGCGAUACAUUCAUGGAUCACCUAUUCGAUGUCACGGGAAUCUAAAAUCACGUAACUGUGUGAUUGACAGUCGUUGGCAGUUGCGCAUAACAGACUAUGGUCUUCCAGGUUUCUUCACUGCAUUAAAACAAAUUCGAACAGACUUGGAGCCAUAUGAUCUAUUGUGGACGUGUCCAGAACAUCUUCGUGAUCCGAUUCUAAUGACCAAAGGAAACGAAAAGGCAGAUAUAUUCAGUCUCGGAAUCAUUAUGCAGGAGGUAGCUCUUAGGAGUGAGCCCUACAGCUCAACUGGACUAACACCAGAGGCCAUAAUAGCGAAAGUAAAGAAGCCACCACCCCUCAUCCGCCCAUCCGUUUCUCCGCAAGCUGUUCCACCACAGUAUAUCCAAAUAAUGAAACAGGCUUGGUCUGAAAUGCCAGAAAUGAGACCAACAAUAGAGGAAGUGUAUGACCAGUUCAAGAAAAUAACAGGAGGAAAAAAGGCCAACAUUGUUGACACCAUGUUUCACAUGCUGGAAAAAUAUUCCAAUGACUUGGAAGAAAUUGUAGCAGAGAGAACAACCCAGCUGGAAGAGGAGAAGAAAAAAACUGAUCAACUUUUGUUCAGGAUGUUACCUCCGACUGUAGCAGAAAGCUUAAAAUUAGGACGUCCAGUUGAAGCAGAGACAUUUGAAGAAACAACUAUCUACUUCAGUGACAUUGUAGGUUUCACCACUAUUUCAGCCAUGAGCACCCCUAUGCAAGUUGUGGACCUACUAAAUGAUCUCUACACAAUGUUUGAUGCCACAAUAGAUAACUAUGAUGUCUAUAAGGUGGAAACAAUAGGAGAUGCUUACAUGGUAUCAAGUGGACUGCCAGUGAGGAACGGUAACAGGCAUGCUGGAGAAAUCAGUACGAUGGCGCUUGAUCUCCUGAGUCAGUGUGGAAAGUUCACCAUACGUCAUAUGCCUGAUGUUCCUAUGAGAUUAAGAAUUGGAUUACACUCAGGUUCCUGUGUCGCUGGGGUUGUAGGAUUGACAAUGCCGAGAUACUGCUUGUUCGGUGAUACAGUCAACACUGCUUCCAGAAUGGAAUCCACUGGUUCAGCAUUUAGGAUUCAUGUGAGCCAACAGUGUAGAGAUGUCCUUGAUAUUCUUGGGGGCUACCUGCUUCAAUUCAGAGGAGAGACAGAACUUAAGGGUAAAGGCAAAGCCCCAACAUACUGGUUAGUAGGAAAAGAAGGAUUUGACAAAGAAUUACCAGAGCCUCCAGAGCAAGGAUUGGAAUCAGUAGUGCAGAAGGUACGUGUAGUCAGCAAGGAUCAGGAUGUCAAAGCUGAAUCAAGCUGCAACUACAGUGCAACUGCAGAUAGAACGACAUGACCCUGAAGGAAUUAUUCACGAAGCGGAUGCCUUUCGAUUCCAUGAAUGUCAUAUACAUGGGAAUUGCAAUCUCCACAGUGAUACCACAAGGGAAAAAGCCAAAGUUUCAAUGGAUUCAAUAAUGUCAGAAGGCCAU
Molecule: messenger RNA, 3659 nt
Organism: Haliotis rufescens (red abalone)
Lineage: Eukaryota; Metazoa; Mollusca; Gastropoda; Lepetellida; Haliotidae
Product: retinal guanylyl cyclase 2-like
Exons: 19
Coding region: 257-3523 (1088 amino acids)
Biological process (GO): intracellular signal transduction; receptor guanylyl cyclase signaling pathway; cGMP biosynthetic process
Molecular function (GO): protein kinase activity; ATP binding; guanylate cyclase activity
Source: RefSeq, a predicted model, not a curated record